AUGAAUUUUCUUAAUUGGGAUAAAUAUUAUGAACAAAAUGAUGAAAAAAAUGAACCUCAUUAUAGAGCAACAUUAGUUUAUUCUUAUCCCUCCGAAUUGGAUAAUGUUGAAUCUGAAAAAGUUAAAGAGAUGUUGCUCAUGCUGUGUCCUAUAUUAGGAUUAGGAGCAAAUAAUGCUAUUCAAGAUGAUAAACUUUCUCAAGCAUUACUUAAAUAUACUGAUGAUAAUAUUUCUUUUAUUAAAGAAUAUGAAAAAGAAAUGUUAAAACGAACAUCUGCUGAUGUACUAAAAUCUAGAAAUGUCACGUUAAGACUUCCACACCACUUGGACCUUUAA
Messenger RNA from Rhizophagus irregularis DAOM 181602=DAOM 197198, 336 nucleotides. RefSeq lists its product as uncharacterized. NCBI's taxonomy places the organism in Eukaryota, Fungi, Glomeromycota, Glomeromycetes, Glomerales, Glomeraceae. The record is from RefSeq and is a predicted model, not a curated record.